Messenger RNA from Lithohypha guttulata, 786 nucleotides. RefSeq lists its product as uncharacterized. The record is from RefSeq and is a predicted model, not a curated record. The coding region runs from base 1 to 786 and encodes 261 amino acids. The transcript has 3 exons. Gene Ontology annotation, molecular function: hydrolase activity. NCBI's taxonomy places the organism in Eukaryota, Fungi, Ascomycota, Eurotiomycetes, Chaetothyriales, Trichomeriaceae.
AUGCUGAUCAAAGAAUUCCACAAAGAUGUUCAAACCCAGGCAGACGGGCCAGGCACGAUGCGAUAUCCGCACGCCAAGUUUCCGGGUGUAGUCGUCUUCUCUGAGAUCUAUCAAGUCACUGGUCCGGUCCAGCGCUUCGCUCGCCAGAUAGCCUCACAGGGCUAUAUUGUCGCAGCUCCGUCCUCGUACCACGAGUUCACUGGUCCAGAAGCGCUCGCAUACGAUGUUCCUGGUACAGACGCUGGAAAUGAGUGGAAAAUCACGAAGAAACUUUCAGCCUACGACGAGGACGCUGAAUUGUCCGUGACUACACUCCUGAACAUGCCAACGUGUAGUGGCAGGAUAGGGGCUACCGGAAUGUGUCUUGGUGGUCAUCUGGCAUACCGUUGUGCUCUGGACUCGCGAGUGUCCGCAGCUGUGUGCUACUUCGCUACAGAUAUCCAUAGCCAUAGUCUCGGUGCAGGCAAGAAUGACGAUAGUCUACAGAGAGCAGGAGACAUCAAAGGAGAGCUUGUGAUGAUCUUUGGGAAGAAUGACAAUCAUGUUCCUGUUGAUGGAAGGACUUUGAUCAGACAGACCUUGCACGAUGCUGGAGUGGAGUUCAGUUUCUACGAGAUCGCAGGGGCACAACAUGCAUUUAUCAGAGAUGAGCUCAGUAAGGAUCGUUAUGAUGCGGCGAUUACGAAGGUGUGCUUUGAGAUGCUUAUUGAGUUGUUUGGGAGGAGGUUGAGGACAGAUCUGGGAGAACCCAGCGGGGAGAAGCUGAAGGUCGAGGACAUAUGCUGA